Ipomoea nil (Japanese morning glory) is the source of this 1314-nucleotide messenger RNA. RefSeq names its product 1-aminocyclopropane-1-carboxylate oxidase homolog 1-like. Lineage: Eukaryota; Viridiplantae; Streptophyta; Magnoliopsida; Solanales; Convolvulaceae. Bases 9 to 1169 code for a protein of 386 amino acids. The transcript has 4 exons. The record is from RefSeq and is a predicted model, not a curated record.
AGAUAGAGAUGGCUACCACAAGCACUAGCGGCAAAGCUGAGGGGGCUGAAGCAUAUUCCGGCGAUUAUGAUCGGAAAAGCGAGCUGAAAGCCUUUGAUGACAUGAAAACCGGGGUAAAGGGGCAUGUAGAUUCUGGAAUAAUGAAAAUCCCACGAAUAUUCAUUCAUGAUGAAAUCAAGAAAGAGGAGAAGGAGAAAUUGAAGCCCGCCAUGGCCAGUACGUACAAGGUUCCCAUCAUAGACAUGGAAGGCCUCCAUACCGACCACACAACUCGCCGUUCUGAAAUCAUCAAAGAAAUCAGGGAUGCAUGUCAAACCUGGGGUUUCUUUCAGAUUAUCAAUCAUGGGAUUCCCACUCAAGUUCUUGAUGAAAUGAUUGACGGCGUUCGUCAGUUUCACGAGCUGGACUCUGAGGUGAAGAAACAGUUCUACUCCCGCGAUCUCACCAGAAAAGUAGUAUACAACACCAACUUUGAUUUUCAUACUUCACCGGCAGCAACUUGGAGGGAUACCCUUUAUUUUAUCAUGGCUCCUCAUCCUCCUACGCCUCAAGAAUUGCCACAAGUAUGCAGGGACAUACUGAUAAAAUACUCCAACUCUGUGCAAAAACUUGGGCUGUGUCUAUUGGAAUUGUUCUCAGAGUCACUGGGCCUGCACAAAAACCAUCUGGAGAAACUGGGGUGUGCUGUGGGGCUUUCCAUCUUCGGCCAGUACUACCCGGCUUGCCCUGAACCAGAGCUCACGUUUGCACUUAGAGACCAUUCUGACAGUGGUUUUUUUACAGUACUAAAUCAAGAUACUCAAAUUGGUGGCCUCCAGGUUCUUCAUGAAAACCAAUGGGUUGAUGUCCCUCCAUUGCAUGGGGCUCUGGUAGUCAAUGUUGCUGAUCUUCUGCAGUUGAUCACAAAUGACAAGUUCAAAAGUGUGGUGCAUAGAGUAAUAGCACAAAAGAUAGCCCCCAGAGUUUCAGUUGCAAGUUUCUUUAGAACAAUCCCCGGUGACGUGGAUGCCAAGAAAGUAUAUGGACCGAUAAAGGAGUUGGUUUCUGAUGAGAAUCCUCCAUUGUAUAGAGAGACAACCACAGAGGAAUACCUUAUGCAUUUCCAGAAGAAAGGGCUUGAUGGUACCUCUGGCUUGUUGAGGUUUAGGUUGCAGAAAGAAGGCAAUUAAUUAAGGAGAUUCAGAAGUACAAUGAUUAUAAUUGUAUUAUUAAGUGUUUGUUGUUGGUUUUUAUUAUCUGUUCAAACUUAGUAGUGGCCUGCAUGGACUUUAAUUAAUUUAUUGCAAAAAUAAAGUAGGCUGUAUCAAUCCAAAA